UGUCUGUGGCGUCUCAUGGCAGGAGGCUCAGCCACUACCUGGGGUUACCGUGUGGCCCUACUGCUGCUGGUCGCCACCCUGGGGCUGGGUAGGCGGCUCCAGCCUGACCCUGGCCUCCCAGGCCUCCGGCACAGCUACGACUGUGGGAUCAAGGGAAUGCAGCUGCUGGUGUUCCCCAGGCCAGGCCAGACUCUCCGCUUCAAGGUGGUGGAUGAAUUUGGGAACCGAUUUGAUGUCAACAACUGCUCCAUCUGCUACCACUGGGUCACCUCCAGGCCGCAGGAGCCUGCAGUCUUCUCGGCUGAUUACAGAGGCUGCCACGUGCUGGAGAAGGAUGGGCGUUUCCACCUCAGAGUGUUCAUGGAGGCUGUGCUGCCCGAUGGUCGUGUGAAUGUGGCACAAGACACUACCCUGAUCUGUCCCAAACCUGACCACUCCUGGACUCCGGACUCCCAGCUGGCACCACCCACCAUGUUCUCUGUCUCGACUCCACAAACGCUUCCCUCCCUCCCCACCUCUGGCCACACCUCACCAGGCUCUGGCCAUGCCUUUCCCAGCCCACUGGACCCAGGGCACAGCUCUGUCCACCCAACCCCUGCUUUACCAUCCCCUGGACCUGGACCUGCCCUCGCCACCCUGGCUCAACCCCACUGGGGUCCCUUGGAACACUGGGAUGUGAACAAACCAGAUUACAUAGGUACCCAUCCGAGCCAGGAGCAGUGCCAGGUGGCCUCGGGGCACCUCCCCUGCAUCGUGAGAAGAACUUCAAAGGAAGCCUGUCAGCAGGCUGGCUGCUGCUAUGAUAACACCAGAGAGGUUCCCUGUUACUAUGGCAACACAGCUACUCUCCAGUGCUUCAGAGAUGGCUACUUCAUCCUUGUGGUGUCCCAAGAAGUGGCCCUGACACACAGGAUCACACUGGCCAACGUCCACCUGGCCUACGCCCCCACCAGCUGCUCCCCAACGCAGCACACGGAAGCUUUCGUGGUCUUCUACUUCCCUCUCACCCACUGUGGAACCACAGUGCAGGUGGCUGGCGACCAGCUCAUCUAUGAGAACUGGCUGGUGUCUGGCAUCCACGUCCGAAAGGGGCCACAGGGUUCCAUCACACGGGACAGCACCUUCCAGCUUCAUGUGCGCUGCGUCUUCAAUGCCAGUGACUUCCUGCCCAUUCGGGCGUCCAUUUUCCCACCCCCGUCGCCUGCCUCUGUGACCCAGCCCGGCCCCCUGAGACUUGAACUGCGGAUCGCCAAGGACGAGACCUUCAGCUCCUACUACGGGGAGGACGACUAUCCCAUCGUGAGGCUGCUCCGAGACCCAGUCCAUGUGGAGGUCCGGCUUCUGCGGAGGACAGACCCCAACCUGGUCCUGCUGCUGCACCAGUGCUGGGGCGCUCCCAGUGCCAACCCCUUCCAGCAGCCCCAGUGGCCCAUUCUGUCAGAUGGAUGCCCUUUCGAGGGCGACAGCUACAGAACCCAAAUGGUAGCCUUGGAUGGGGCCACACCUUUCCAGUCUCACUACCAGAGAUUCACUGUUGCCACCUUCGCCCUCCUGGACUCGGGCUCCCAGAGAGCCCUCAGAGGACCGGUUUACUUGUUCUGCAGUGCCUCUGCCUGCCACAGCUCAGGGCUGGAGACUUGCUCCACUGUGUGCAGCGCUGGGACUGCAAGUGAGUCUGGGGUGCGAGUGGCAUUUGUUCCUUCAUACACCUUCAGGCCUGUGCCUGGCUUUUGGGCCACAGGGGCAGGAGACCAGCCCAAGAUUUCAUUCUUCCCUUGGGCAGGACAGCGACGAUCCUCAGGUCACCGUAAUGACACUGCCAGGCCCCAGGACAUCGUGAGCUCUCCGGGGCCAGUGGGCUUUGAGGAUUCUUAUGGGCAGGAGCCCACACUUGGGCCCACAGACUCCAAUGGGAACUCCAGCCUGAGGCCUCUCCUUUGGAUGGUCCUUUUGCUGCCAGCUGUUGCCCUGGUCCUUGGGUUUGGUGUCUUUGUGGGCCUGAGCCAGACCUGGGUCCAGAAGCUCUGGGAAAACAGUGAAUGGGCUCAAUAAACAAUCAUUUCAAACCUACUGAAACCAGGUGUGGAGAAGUUUUUUGUGACCACUAGAACAGAACUCUUUCUUAUGUGAGAAACGUCCUCCAAGUCAGCUCCAUCCUUCCAGAACUGUGAUGUCGAUUACAAAUACUUCAUAUGUGCCACACCCUGCACAGAGGCCAACGUCCCCCAAGGCUUAACUCGGGAGCCUCUCCCUCUUCACAAGGAAUGGUGGCAUUUCAGGCAGAGCAAACAGGAAAAAGAUACUGGAGGUUAAGAUGUUGGCAAAGAACAGCAACAGCUGGGCAAAUGGCUUGUAAAGGCUUGUCACCUCCUCACAGACACAGGGGUUCUGGCCAGGGCAUCCUCAAAGCACCCAGAGCAGCUGCUGUCGUGGAGAAGGGGAACUCUAAGGCUGAGUUGAAGGGGCACUUCACAGACCCCCUGAGCCUGCCAGCCUACUGUAAAAGCUGCAUUUCUGACCACAGCCUCCCAUCCCCUCCCCUGGCCUCCCAAGACUAGUCCAUGUGGGAAGGGCUGGCACAGGAGGAAUGGCAGCCUGCUGGCCCUGACACUGCCUGCCACGGUGGGCAUGGCCACCAGACAGGUCCGUACCAGUGCUGGCUAUGCCGCUGAGCCCAGUCUGCCCAUACACGGCAUGGGCCUUCAUCUCUGACUUGGCAGCAAAGCCUUUUCCAGACAUGUGGAUCCUCUAGGUAGAGAAGGGGGCAGGACGCUAGGGUUUGGCCUCAAGGGGACAGGGAGAAGAAUCUGGUAGGGAAGGCUGAAUUUGGAUUCAGACACCUCUCUGGACCAGGUAGAGCACGAGCUUAGAGAGCUGUUACAAGGGGAGCUAACGUGCUCAAGUCAUGCCUGUGGUCUUGAUACUACAUGAACCCUCUAUCGGCUCUGGCCUACUCAGCCUUUCCUGUCUUCAGAAUACUGGUCAAGCAUGUGGACCCCAGAGCUGGCUUCUUACUAGCUGUGUGAUAAUCAGUAAGUUACUCAACUUCCCUGGGCCUCAGAUUUCUCAUCUGUAAAAUAAGGUUAAUGUCUAUUCCAAUAGAAGUAUUGGAUAAAAUGAGUUAAUAAAUAAGAAUGCUUAGAAUAGUACCUAACAGCCAACAGUAACUGGGUGCUAUUAACUACUGACUAGAAUUUCAUUUCCUCUUGCCCCAAGCCUAAUGCUUACCUAGUUUUUGUUGUCAAUGUUCUGGUUUGGUUUUGAAUGUACAAGUUUACAGGCCAGUACGAAGAGGGGCUGGGGAAACUGCUGUCUUUUGACUCUUCUAGCUAGAGGGAGAACAUGAGAGGCAGGAAGGCCCAAACAUUUGCCAUGGAAGCUAAGUGACUUCCCUUCUCUGGGCCUGUCUUCCCAUCUAUGGCUAGCAAUGGCCAGUCUUGCCCUGCCCAGCUUCCUGGCAUGUACAGGGGGACAUAGGAUAUAUCCUGCAGGGUCAGUAUGGCAUAGGUGAGGAUUCUUAGCUUGGCUGGUUGGAGGAGCCAGGCUGACUUGGUCUUAGGGGCCUGGGUUCUGGUUCCUUCCAGCAUUACCUCUUCCUUCUUCCCUUCCCUCCAUCAUACAAGCUCAUGUGAGGAUUUCAAACUUCCAGAGGUACCAAUUGGCAUAACGCUGUGUAACUGAAUUUGCUUUGUUUAACACAAGGGUAGACGUCUUGUAUCAUUUCCUAUCAUUUCAAAUGGAUGUAUUUUCUAAACUGUGGUUGAGCUAUGGCAUUUGAUCUGUUGAUAGAGACCAAGUGGGUUAAGGACGACAAGUGUUGAACACAAUUACUUAAGCAUAUAGUUCUUUGUAUACUAUUUUCUUGAAAGACAGUCUUAGAACUGCUGGGUCAAGACCACACCUCUUAUGACCAUGGGGCUCGGGACUGUCUGUCUCCCCGCCCAACCCCAGUGUGCAGGCUUGCCACCACAGGCCAGUAACACUCUAAACCUUUGCCUAUCUGAGCAUCAUAAGGCAAAUGGCAUUGGUUGUUUUGAAGGGGCUCUCUUUGAUUAGAAGUCAAGCAUCUUUCUAGCCACUCGUGUCACAUAAGUUACCCUUCAUGUCUUUUAUCUACUCUCCACUAUUUCUCGCCUCAACUGUAAAGAACUUUCCCAAAUCAAGGGGCCGGCAUCCUCAUUUUAUAAAUUUUCCAUCUAAUUGGCCAUUGGCUUUUCUCUGCCAGGUUAUCUUAGAAAGGAUUAUGUAACAAUGAAUUUUUCCCUCUCAUAUUUGUAGUUUUGAGUAUGGCAAAGACUUUCCCCUAUCCUGUAUAAUCACUGAAGUAUCCAUUUGCUUUAUUGUGAUACUCCAGUAACAAUGCAAUUGUUUAUCUCCUACUUCCAAGUGUAUAUAGGUACAUGAUUUUGGCAACUGAUAAAUUGUUCAUAGAUUUUGUCAACAAUUCCAUGUCAAAGGAGUCUGUUUACUGAAACAAAGGUACAAACUAUAUGAACGAUGAAGUUCAUUGCAGCACUAGCUUUCUCUCGGGGAAAACAAUCUAAACUUUGGCUUUCCUAGGUACCAAAAUCUAGUCUAAAUGUUGCCCAGUUUCUCUCUUCCUCCCUUCUUACCGCCUUCUGAUGUGAGCAGGCCCCUGCUGGGCCUUGAGAACAAUUCAGCAGACCCGCUGGGAACAAUAACCACUGUCUCCGACCUGUGGCAGGAAGCAGAGCUGCUCAGGGCCCGUCAGGUUUUGUCUCUUCCUGCCCUUUUGGGGAGGUGGGGACGGGGACAGAGGCUGUGGCUGUAUGUAUAUAAGACCUAAGGGUAUCCCCUGCCUUUCCAUUCCCCACGCCCCCACCAGCUCCCAUAGAUUUACAUUACACAUUGAGAGGAAAUUAACUUCAUGCUGCUUUGUUUUUAACAAAGGGAACAGAAGACUUCACUGCCUGUUAGUUCAGCUGAAUUCAGCUCGCUGUCUGGACACUUAUGCGAGAGCAUUUCAUGGAAAAGUGCCACUUC
Molecule: messenger RNA, 5004 nt
Organism: Cercocebus atys (sooty mangabey)
Lineage: Eukaryota; Metazoa; Chordata; Mammalia; Primates; Cercopithecidae
Gene: ZP1
Product: zona pellucida glycoprotein 1 (sperm receptor)
Exons: 11
Coding region: 16-2052 (678 amino acids)
Biological process (GO): binding of sperm to zona pellucida; prevention of polyspermy
Cellular component (GO): egg coat
Molecular function (GO): structural constituent of egg coat; acrosin binding
Source: RefSeq, a predicted model, not a curated record